GUGACAUCACAUCCGUACGAAUUUGAUGAAUUAUAUUUGCAACAACACAAGACAGCUCUUAUUUGAGCAAGACAAGGACUUAUUCGACUUCAGGAAGAAAUGUGUCACAGACUUGGCCCAUCUCUGAUUAAAAAGAUUAAUGCGUGGAAAGGGUGCAAACCUUAAAGUUCUUGGAGGUCCUAAUAUCCAAGGACCUCUGCUGGGAAGCCAACACCACAGCAACUGUCAAGAGGGCUGAGAGUGUUCAGGAGGCACAGAGAAAGUUGAUGGCGGCAUUUUACCAGGCAACCAUAGAAAGCCUGCUAACUUACUGCAUGAUGGUAAGGUAUACAGGCUGCUCUACCACAGAUAUGAAGGCAUUCCAGAGAGUAAUGAAGACUGCUGAGAAAAUCAUAGGCUGCCCACUGCCCUCUCUGGAGAACACUGCCACAUCACGCUACCACAGCAGAGCCAGUAACAUCAUCAAAGACACUACCCACCCAGGUCAUCAUCUCUUCGAACCAUUGCCUUUUGGCGGGUUACUGUGGCACUGGGGUACUGUUACACAGACAGAGACAGAGACACGGGGUUCAGUUCAGUUUUGUUGUUUACUGAGGCAAGACAGUUCAUGGGGUGUACGGCCCUCCCUGUCCUGAUGCCAGUACCAUAGAAACAUGACCCUCAACACCCAGAGAGAAAAGGUGCCCCUGCAACGGCGAGGCAGCACGCCAAUUCCUCCUGCUUACAACUACCAGCACCCAUCCUGGAAUAAAGACCCUCAGCUUCCUGGCAGCUCCAACCUUGACCCAAAGCAGCCUUGCACCCAACGCAACCACCCUCCUUUGGUACAGUCUGCAUCCUACCAUCCUGGAGACAAGUCACUCCACUACCGUGCCCAGUGGAGUUCAGAUUCGGAGGACGACUCACAAAGUGACUCGGAAUGUGUUUACAGAGUGGUGUUGCUAGGUGACCAUGGUGUCGGAAAGACCAGUCUUGCAGGAAUCUUUGCAGGGAUUACAGAGAAAGAUGAACAACCUGGAGAGGACACAUAUGAGAGGACAUUGACAGUAGAUGGAGAGGAAACCACACUCAUCGUCAUGGAUACCUGGGAGAACGAAAAACUGGAGAGGGAUGAUGCCUCUUCUCAGGACGACUGUCUGAAGAUUGGGAGUGCUUAUGUCAUUGUUUAUUCCGUCACUGACCGCUCCAGCUUUGACUCGGCCUCUGAGCUCCGUAUCACACUUCGACGUGCCCGCCAGGCUGAAAACCUUCCCAUCAUCCUUGUGGGAAACAAGAGCGACUUGGUUCGGUCCAGAGAAGUUGCUGUGGAAGGUGGGGGUCGAAGCUCACAGAGGAGGGCCGAGCGUGUGCAGUGGUUUUUGACUGUAAGUUCAUUGAGACAUCAGCAUCUCUACAGCACAAUGUGGCCGAGCUGUUCGAGGGCGUUGUCCGACAGAUUCGUCUCCGUCGAGGCGGCAGUGAAGCUGUCGAGUGCCGACGCUCCAUUUACAAGCGCAAAGAGAGCCUUACCCAGAAGGCUCGGCGCUUCCUGGACCGACUGGUAGCACGCAACAACCAGCGCAUGGCAGUCAAGGUGCGGUCUAAGAGCUGCCAUGACCUGGCCGUCCUCUGAAGUCAUAUGUCCACCAAGGGUGUUGGAUUGGACUUUCUUUGUUGACGUUUUCCCUGAUUGUGAUAUCUUGGACAGUGGUGUCUGCGUUAAUUUCAGGCUCAGCAAGUUGACAGCAAAAAUGAUUAAUAACGAAUGAUUAAUGAUGAGCACCCAAUGGAGUUAGCAGACCCGUAUAUUGCUGCGAACACUGUGAUCAACUCAUUUUCCUCUUUGACCAUUUGGUCUCAAAACUUUCCUCCAGAUGUCCCAAAUAUGAAAAAAAAACAGACUGACUGUAAAAGGAUCAUCACUGUAGGGUUAAAGGUCAAAUGAGUGUUCAUUUGUGUGUGUGUGUGUGUGAGAGAGAGAGAGAGAGAGAGAGAGAACAGAUGACUGUUUAGGAUAUCCAGUAGUUUCCACUGUGUCCACUGUACUGUUCUCCUGAGGUUUCUAACAUUUUCAGUUCAACACUGUGCAGAAUGAAGUCUUAAAGUAACAGUCCUCUUAAAAUUGUGUUUUACUGCCUUCAAAUACAGGUGAUGAUAGAUUGCGUUUCAAUU
This is a messenger RNA of Scatophagus argus, 2151 nucleotides long. RefSeq names its product RAS (RAD and GEM)-like GTP-binding 1 (gene rem1). The record is from RefSeq and is a predicted model, not a curated record. Gene Ontology annotation, cellular component: plasma membrane. Gene Ontology annotation, biological process: negative regulation of high voltage-gated calcium channel activity. Gene Ontology annotation, molecular function: GTP binding; GTPase activity; calcium channel regulator activity. NCBI's taxonomy places the organism in Eukaryota, Metazoa, Chordata, Actinopteri, Scatophagidae. Bases 654 to 1544 code for a protein of 296 amino acids. The transcript has 6 exons.